CCGAAAUAAUUCCGUUCAGCUCCUGGCAAAGAUGUCGCUCUCCAAAAGGGAAUUGGAUGAGCUGAAACCAUGGAUCGAGAAGACGGUGAAGCGAGUCCUGGGGUUCUCGGAACCCACCGUGGUCACGGCGGCGCUGAACUGCGUCGGAAAGGGCAUGGACAAAAAGAAAGCAGCCGACCACCUCAAACCCUUUCUCGACGAUUCCACCUUGCGAUUCGUGGACAAGCUCUUCGAAGCCGUGGAGGAAGGCCGAAGCUCCAGACACUCCAAAUCCAACAGCGACCGGAACCGGAAGCGAGAACUGAAGGAUGUGUUUGGUGACGACUCUGAGGUAUCCAAGGAAUCCUCCGGCGUCAAGAAGCGACGCAUACCGCGAUUCGAGGAGGUUGAGGAUGAGCCUGAGGUCAUUCCGGGCCCGCCGUCGGAGAGCCCUGGGAUGCUGACCAAGCUACAGAUCAAACAGAUGAUGGAGGCAGCCACCCGGCAGAUCGAAGAGAGGAAGAAACAGCUGAGUUUCAUCAGUCCUCCAGCACCACAGCCAAAAAUUUCUUCUUCGUCCCAAUCGGAACGUCUCCCCAUCGGCAACACGAUCCAGCCCUCUCAGGCGGCGACGUUCAUGAACGACGCCAUCGAGAAAGCCAGGAAAGCUGCGGAGCUGCAGGCCCGGAUCCAGGCUCAGCUGGCCAUGAAACCGGGGCUCAUCGGCAACGCCAACAUGGUGGGGCUGGCCAACCUGCACGCCAUGGGGAUCGCACCGCCGAAAGUGGAGCUGAAGGAUCAGACGAAGCCUACGCCGCUGAUCCUGGAUGAGCAAGGCCGAACCGUUGACGCGACCGGUAAAGAGAUCGAGUUGACUCACCGCAUGCCGACGCUCAAAGCGAACAUCAGAGCCGUGAAGAGGGAGCAGUUCAAGCAGCAGCUCAAGGAAAAGCCCUCGGAAGAUAUGGAGUCCAACACGUACUUUGACCCCCGGGUCUCCAUUACGCCAGCCCAGCGUCAGAAACGCACCUUCAAGUUCCACGAAAAAGGCAAAUUUGAGAAAAUUGCCCAGAGGUUGCGAACGAAGGCUCAACUAGAAAAACUGCAGGCAGAGAUCUCUCAGGCUGCCAGGAAGACAGGGAUACACACUUCCACCAAGUUGGCUCUUAUCACCCCGAAAAAGGAGCUGAAGGAGGGGGAGAUCCCGGAGAUCGAGUGGUGGGACUCCUACAUCAUCCCGAACGGCCUUGACUUAAAAGGUGGAACAUCUUCAAAGAGAGACGAGUACUUUGGGAUCACAAACCUUGUGGAGCACCCGGCGCAGCUCAACCCGCCAGGUACUGCCCAGUUUUGGUCGAAUUUGCUGUUGGACACAAAAUACUCCGAGCGGGAUGAACCCCAUACUCGGAGAGAAGCCCAGAAGGAGCUGCAGGAGAAGGUCAGGCUGGGCCUGAUGCCACCACCGGAGCCCAAAGUAAGGAUUUCCAACUUGAUGCGAGUGCUGGGCACAGAAGCUGUUCAGGACCCGACGAAAGUCGAAGCUCACGUUAGAGCGCAGAUGGCGAAGAGGCAGAAAGCUCACGAAGAAGCAAACGCUGCGAGAAAGCUCACGGCGGAACAGCGAAAAGCCAAAAAGGUUAAAAAGCUGAAAGAAGACGUUUCGCAGGGAGUUCACAUAGCCGUGUACAGGGUCAGAAACUUGAGCAAUCCAGCAAAAAAAUUCAAAAUCGAGGCGAACGCCGGCCAGCUGUACUUAACAGGCGUGGUGGUUCUACACAAAGAUGUCAACGUGGUGGUGGUAGAAGGAGGCCCGAAAGCACAGAAGAAAUUCAAACGGCUUAUGCUUCAUCGAAUAAAGUGGGACGAGCAAACGUCGAACACAAAGGGAGAGGAUGAUGAUGAGUCCGACGAGGAGUCCGUGAAGAAGACAAACAAAUGCUCUCUGGUUUGGGAGGGCACGGCGAAGGACCGCAGCUUCGGCGAGAUGAAAUUUAAGCAGUGCCCCACGGAGAACAUGGCCCGCGAGCACUUCAAGAAGCACGGCGCCGAGCAC
Tauraco erythrolophus (red-crested turaco) is the source of this 2032-nucleotide messenger RNA. The record is from RefSeq and is a predicted model, not a curated record. NCBI's taxonomy places the organism in Eukaryota, Metazoa, Chordata, Aves, Musophagiformes, Musophagidae.